GACGACGACGAUGACGUGUACCUCAAACGGAUCUCGUUGCGCUGUUUCAGAGCUCAGAGUUUCACAUGAACCCCAAUAUGAACGUGCACAACGGUAAAUGGGCAUCCAAAACAGUUUUGGGCUUUUGGCUAGGCUUUAGAGAGAGGAGAGACGAAGAAAAGAAACCUUCGGUGGAACCCAAGCACGAUCCACCACAUAGGCUCAAGGAUUUCUUCAUUCCUGGGCCGGCGACGGGCUGGAAUUGAUAAGGCUCUCCGAGCCCAUGCGCACGUUGCAAUUGCGUGCGUGCGACGUCCACACCAACAGGAAAUAUUUCAAUCCAUCUCCACUUAGCGUGGAAAUAAAGCAAGACAAUGAAUCUUGUGGCAUCCCCAACCCAAACUCGGAGAAGGGUUUACCGCCGCGCAUAAAACCCUCCAACCGAUCCCUUCUGCUCUUCCACCUCGCCACCUCCCGGACCCGGAAUUCAGAACCGACCUCAGCCCAUCUCCGGCUCCCACGCAAGGAAGCCGCCGCCAAUGGCGCUCCCAAAUCAGCAGACAGUCGACUACCCCAGCUUCAAGCUCGUCAUCGUCGGCGACGGGGGCACCGGCAAGACCACCUUCGUGAAGAGGCAUCUGACUGGCGAGUUUGAGAAGAAGUAUGAACCCACCAUUGGUGUUGAGGUCCAUCCCUUGGAUUUCCACACCAACUGCGGGAAGAUCCGCUUCUACUGCUGGGACACUGCAGGGCAGGAGAAGUUUGGUGGGCUCAGGGAUGGAUACUACAUCCACGGGCAGUGUGGUAUCAUUAUGUUUGAUGUAACUUCACGGCUGACUUACAAGAACGUUCCAACUUGGCACCGUGAUUUAUGCAGGGUCUGUGAAAACAUCCCUAUUGUGCUUUGUGGGAACAAGGUCGAUGUGAAGAAUAGGCAGGUCAAAGCAAAGCAGGUGACUUUCCACAGGAAGAAGAGCCUGCAGUACUACGAGGUCUCAGCUAAGAGCAACUACAACUUCGAGAAGCCUUUCUUGUACCUUGCCAAGAAGCUUGCCGGUGAUGCCAAUCUCCACUUUGUUGAAAGCCCUGCUCUCCGUCCUCCAGAUGUCACAAUUGACAUGGUCGCCCAGCAGCAGCAUGAAGCCGACCUGGUAAUUGCUGCAGCUCAACCACUGCCAGAUGACGACGACGACCUGAUCGAGUAGACGUCGCUUUACAUCGUUGCCCGAGUAGUCAUGUUCUGUGCCCUAAGCAAACAUAUGUACUUCAGGAUGAAGUUUUUUUUGCAGCGACCAAGGUGUUUUGGUGGAUGUUUUCACUAUUAUUACUCAUUAGAUUCUAGUAGAUUUGAAGAACUGGUCACAUUUAGCCAUGGAAAUGGUUUGAUUGUCGAAUAAAGCGUUUUUUUCCCUCUGA
Messenger RNA from Setaria italica (foxtail millet), 1395 nucleotides. Its product is annotated as GTP-binding nuclear protein Ran-1. The coding region runs from base 519 to 1184 and encodes 221 amino acids. Gene Ontology annotation, biological process: ribosomal subunit export from nucleus; protein import into nucleus. Gene Ontology annotation, cellular component: nucleus; cytoplasm. NCBI's taxonomy places the organism in Eukaryota, Viridiplantae, Streptophyta, Magnoliopsida, Poales, Poaceae. Gene Ontology annotation, molecular function: GTPase activity; GTP binding. The record is from RefSeq and is a predicted model, not a curated record. The transcript has 8 exons.